Schistocerca piceifrons (Central American locust) is the source of this 2782-nucleotide messenger RNA. Its product is annotated as protein O-mannosyl-transferase TMTC2-like. The transcript has 9 exons. The record is from RefSeq and is a predicted model, not a curated record. Gene Ontology annotation, molecular function: protein binding; mannosyltransferase activity. The coding region runs from base 248 to 2782 and encodes 844 amino acids. NCBI's taxonomy places the organism in Eukaryota, Metazoa, Arthropoda, Insecta, Orthoptera, Acrididae. Gene Ontology annotation, cellular component: endoplasmic reticulum membrane. Gene Ontology annotation, biological process: protein O-linked glycosylation via mannose.
CGGCGCCGCGAACGUCGGAGGCAGCAACGACGCGUCGCGACGCUUUCGACGCACGACACGUGGACACAUCCUGCAAAAGCUGCUUCUGGUCGCCGCGGAACUGUCAGCGAGCUUCUCUUGUACAGUCGUCCGCCCCUGUGAGCGCGCCUGUCGCCCCGCUGCCCCUGGCGGGGUGUCUGCAGCCAACAAGUGUGGGAGCGAGAGGCAACAGGUAGUCUGCUGGUGUGACGCGGCCGCCCUUAUCUGGAUGGACGGCACGGCCGUGGCGUGCGCGCUGCUCGCCGCCGCCGCCUACUACAACACGCUGGACGCCGGCUUCGUCUACGACGACAGGCGGGCCAUCCUCGGCAACCCGGACGUGACGGGCAACGAGACGUCGCUGUGGCGGCUGGCGACGUCGGACUUCUGGGGCACGCCGCUGCGGCUGGCCGGCUCGCACGGCUCGUGGCGGCCGCUGGCGGUGCUCAGCUUCCGCGCCAACCACCUGCUGGGCGGCGGCUGGCACGCCGCCAACGCCGCGCUGCACGCCCUCUGCGCCGCGCUGCUGGUGCGCGUCGCGCGCCGCCUCCGGGCCGCCCCCGGCGUCGCGGGGGCGGCGUUCGCGCUGCACCCGGCGCACUGCGAGGCCGUGGCCGGGCUGGUGGGCCGCGCCGACGUCGCCGCCGCCGCCUGCUCGCUGCUGGCGCUGCUCUGCUACGCGCGCCACGCCGACCUGCGCGACGCCGCCGACGCCCGCCGGCGGCGCUGCCGCGGCUGCGGGGGCCCCGUGCACCGCCAGCAGGGCUGCGCCCUCCGGAGGGCUCUCGCCGCCGCCAAGGGCCUCCUCGGCGCCGCUCUCUGCUCGGCGAGCGACCGCCUCUCUUGCCAAACCCGCAACUCCUCUCACCCCCCUGCCACCGGCACAGUCACGACGAACGGUACUGCUUAUAAAUCCGGCGCCUGGCUGGGACAAACUUCUAAGUCACCUCGAGCUGACAUCGUCACUGAGUCCAAUGACGCCAACAACAACACCAGUACGAACGCACUCGCGUGUCAACAGGCUCCGUCGAAAACAUCCGUCGACUUCGAUACACCGCCAUCAAUCUCGAAAGCGAUCACGGCAGAAAUCACUCGCAUUAACGCCUCUCACACCACAUGUUGCAAACAACCUCGCACUUCAACGCAACAUUACAAUGGAACUGUUCCUCUCGCCUCUUGGCCGUCGACCGAACGGACGGAAAAUGAGGACGUUGCCGAAGGCAGUGAUGCGACACGAGACGCUAAUCACAACACUGAGUUCGUCAGUUCGUCGCAAUUGUUUUCAAUUAGCCAGUGGCGAUACCAGAACGCUUUCGACCAUCAUCUUGAAGAAAAGGUUGUGAGACGCAGCCUCUUCAGAGCCAAAAGGGAGGCGUCCAGCAGGCUCGGAAGUAAUGUGUUGAGGAGGAGGUGGAAGAAGUGUUUCAAGGACAAAAAUUUAAUCACAGACAGCGGUGAAGAUCAGAAACGGCUUCUGAAGACAGCAGAGAGGAGCACCUGUUGCGCCGCGGAGGGCUGCAACAAGGAAGAGUCGCGCUCGUGUCGGAACAGCGCCAGCGGCGGGCCGCUGCUGCAGCUGGUGGCGUGCGUUCUUCUGAGCGCAUGCGCGCUGCUCUUCAAGGAGACGGGCAUCGCGGCGCUCGCAAUCUGCGUCGCCUACGACGUGGCGCUGCUCGCAGAGAGGGGCGUCGCCGGGCCGCGGCAGCUGCUCGCCACUCGAGCGAUCGAACGCCGCCGGCUGGCGCAACAGGUGUCGCCUGUGGAGAGCCAGAGGCGGCCUGCGGCCUGCCCCUCCAACCGAGCCAAGGGCAACCGCUGCUGCCUGCUCGGCGGAUGCGCCGAAACGCACGCGUGCGCCGACAACAGCGUCAGUGGCCCCUGUGGCAGAGGUGCGCUGCUGGUGAGCCUGUCGCUGCUGGUGGUGCCGUUCCUGCCGGCCAGCAACGUGGCGCGCUACGUGGGCUUCGCGGCAGCGGAGCGCGUGCUCUACCUGCCCAGCGCCGGGCACUGCCUGCUGCUCGGCCUGGGCUGGCAGCGCCUCAACCGGAGGUCCCACCACCACCAGCACCAGCACCACCACCACCACCACCACUGGGCGUGGCUGUCAGGGUUUGCACUGGCUGCCACACUGGCCAGUCUUGGAGCACGGACCGUACUCCGCAACAGGGACUGGUACGACGAGGAGAGCCUCUUUCGCUCUGCGCUUCACAUCAACCCACCCAAAGCGUACGGCAACCUGGGCUGCGUGCUGAGCUCUGCGGGCCGCCUGGAGGAGGCGGAGUGGGCGCUGAGGCAGGCGCUCAAGCACAGGCCCAACAUGGCGGACGUCCACUACAACCUGGGCAACCUACUGCAGGCUAGAGGCCGCCCGGAGGAGGCAGAGCGCAGCUACCGGCUCGCCAUCCACUACCGGCCCUCUCUCGCAGCGGCGUACGUGUCACUGGGGCAGCUGCUGGAGGCACGGGGUCGGCUGCGGGAGGCGUCGCAGGUGUACGAGGACGGCACACAGCUGGACGGCGAGCGGCUGCGGGACCCGGCGGCGCACCUGCAGGCCACCCUCAGGGCGCUGCUGAGACUGGCCCGGCUGCGGGCCCAGCAGGGCGACUGGCAGGCGGCGGCCGACAGCUGCAGGCAGGUGCUGCUCAGGCACCGCACUGCCCAGCUGCAGGGGCUGUUGACACAGGUAAUGGCGCAGCAGGGUGCUGACCACUUAGUAAACAAGUGCUGUUCAGGCACCGUGCUGCCCAGCUGCAGGGACUGUUGA